AUACCAGAUUAAAUCAGUUUAUCUCUGAAUUAGAUGUAUGUACUAAACAAGCUCAACAAUUAUUCAAAAUGUUUGCAUUCAUAGAUACCAUAGAAAAGCCGCCUCUGGGCGGCCGAAAGUCAUUUAUGCCCAUCCCAGAGGCCAAGUUAGUUGACGAUGUCGUCAGCUACAUCGCCAAACCAGAGUUCCAUUCGACUGUCCAAGCGGCAUUGAAGCUGCAACGCUUUUUCUAUGUGCAAUACAGCGAACUGGCUGCCAAGUUGGAGACUGACCUCACAGCAGUGUUAACCCGUUUGGAAGCUGCCAAGAAUAAUUUGGAACUGCUGAGGAGGUUCAUGGACAAUCCUGACAAGGAAGUUCAGAGCCUCAUUCAAAUCGCGCAGGGAGUAUUCAGAUGGGUGAGCAUACCGCCAGUGGAAAGGGUUACCCUUCAAGUAUGCGCAUCUCUGCAAAUGGAAUUCAAGCUGUCCGAAGCGGAGGAGUUCAUCAAAAAGAACAUCACCAGCCUGGUGAAGCAGCAACUGCAGCAUGAGCACGAUAUCGACUAUCUGCAGGAUCAGGUGAACACGGUUGAGAUGAACCUAGCCGUUUUGUAUAAGCAUGGAGUGGAGAAUUAGAAGCAUCCCAUCCUUAAAAUUUCUAGUAUCUUGUAGUUGCUUAUAAAAACAUUCGUUCUAAAUAAGUCUUUAUUAUGAAUGCCUUAAUUUCCAACUUGGAGUUCCCCACAAAUACAUUCAUUACCAUUACAUUAUUAGCAGCCCGUUAAAGAGGUCAGAGUAUCGGACCGCAGGAUCCCAGACUGUGCCCUACAAAAUGUGACCUUUAUUACCGUGCUUGGGUAUUUACAAGCCUAUACACAUCAUAAUAAUUAUGACUUAAUUUCGCCAGGGAGCACCGCUUAGUCAUUGUGUAAUCCUCGGUCACAGCCAAUUACAAUUGAAUGCCUUUCAAUCCCAUGCCCAAGCCUUCGUCCAGCUGUUCCCCCAGCCCUCCAGCCAUAUUCGCACACGCAAUCUGCCAGCCACAAUUGAUAUUAAUUUGUGCCCGAUGUGGGUCAAGCCAUGAUGUAGACUCCAUUCCCUCCCAAGGAUACCAAAUUAUAUGGCAAAAGGACAAAAAUGGCGAG
Drosophila sechellia is the source of this 1126-nucleotide messenger RNA. RefSeq lists its product as uncharacterized. Gene Ontology annotation, biological process: microtubule-based process; tubulin complex assembly; protein folding. The transcript has a single exon. Gene Ontology annotation, cellular component: cytoplasm; prefoldin complex. NCBI's taxonomy places the organism in Eukaryota, Metazoa, Arthropoda, Insecta, Diptera, Drosophilidae. Gene Ontology annotation, molecular function: tubulin binding. Bases 69 to 617 code for a protein of 182 amino acids. The record is from RefSeq and is a predicted model, not a curated record.